Rubroshorea leprosula is the source of this 1384-nucleotide messenger RNA. Lineage: Eukaryota; Viridiplantae; Streptophyta; Magnoliopsida; Malvales; Dipterocarpaceae. The record is from the annotation of a GenBank genome assembly.
AACUGUUGUAUAGCAAAAUCCAGGGCAGAAACCCUAGUUACCUUUCCUUCUUAGCUCUGCAAUCUCGAGCAGCAAUCUCUCAAUCGUCGUCGUCAGAUCUACGGGGUAGGAAUUUGAGUUGGUGAUAGUCCUUUUCAUGGCAAUGAGGGACAAGCGAAAAGAAGCUAAGCUUGACUUCGAAGAGAUGGAAGAGGACGAGUCGCGAUUAUCAAAUUCAAGAUCAGUUAUAGAAUUGGGCAGUAGUGAUGAUGAUGAGGCGAAUGAAGAUCUGAGCUUGAAGAUCGUGGAGAAAGCUUUGUCGAAGCAAGCCUCAAAGUUGACUGAAGAUGGAAUUUCUGCUUUUAAUGCUAGUGACGAUGUUACUGUGGUUCGUUUGUCUUCUUCAUCGUCGCCGGAAGCGGAAGUUCCUGUGGCAAGUGCUAGCGGGAAUGAUAGGGAAGAAGCUGGAGAUAUGAAAAGUGAGAGAAAUGUCAAAAAAAGGAAGAAGCAGAACCAAACGAAAAUCGACGAGGUGAUUAUUGUGGAUGAUGAAGAGAAUUCUCAGAAGGUUGAGAAGGCCAGUGUGCUAACCACAGGGGCAGUUGAAUCUGUGGCCCCUGAUGCUGUGGAUAUGUCUGACAAUAUUGUGCUUCGAAAGCUUCUUCGGGGACCAAGGUACUUCAAUCUGCCGGAUAGUGGCUGGGAAACAUGCUAUAAUUGUGGUGAAGGAGGGCACAUGGCAGUGAACUGCCCAUCUGCUUCAAAGCGGAAGAAGCCAUGCUUUGUUUGUGGGAGUCUGGACCAUGGUGCUAGGAAGUGCUCUAAGGCACAAGAUUGCUUUAUAUGCAAAAAGAGUGGUCACCGCGCAAAAGAUUGUCCAGAUAAAUACAAGAGUGACUUUAAGAAUUCUAAAAUAUGUUUAAGAUGUGGAGAUUCCGGGCAUGAUAUGUUUUCCUGCUCAAAUAAUUAUUUGCAAGAUGAUCUCAAGGAAAUUCAAUGUUAUGUCUGCAAGGGUUUUGGCCAUUUGUGUUGUGCCAACUUUGUUGACACUAGUCCAAGAGAAGUUUCUUGUUACAGAUGUGGCCAACUGGGUCACAUUGGUCUGGCAUGCGGCAAGUUACAUGGAGAAACUAGGGAAACGACUGGUGUUGUGUCAACUGGCUCAUGUUACAAGUGUGGUGUAGUAGGACACUUUGCACGUCAAUGUACAAAUCCUUCUAAGGUGAUUUUUUAAGUUUACUUAAAUGUACAAAACUGUUGUGUUUGGUUGAAGGAUUUCUAAGACUCAUUGUUACAGUGUCAUAGUCCAUUCUAUUUGGCCUGUUUCUAUUUUGGAUUUCUAAGUUUUAACAUCUAUUUUGCAGGCACGUCUCAAGUCACUUGGGGAAACCUGGGAACCUACUGA